AUGACAACUAUUCGUAAGAAGUUGGUCGUUGUUGGUGAUGGUGCAUGUGGCAAAACAUGUUUGUUGAUUGUUUUUACCAAAGACCGUUUUCCAGAAACCUAUAUACCAACUGUGUUCGAGAACUAUGUGGCCAGUAUGGAAAUUGGUGGUAGGUUUGUGGAAAUUGCCUUAUGGGAUACAGCAGGUCAGGAAGAUUACGACCGAUUGCGCCCUUUGUCAUAUCCAGACACCGAUGUCGUACUUAUAUGUUUUGGAAUAGAUGAUCCGGACAGCUUGGCGAAUGUAACGGAAAAGUGGUACCCUGAAGUGCGCCACUUCUGUCCAAAUGUGCCGAUACUCUUGGUUGGAAACAAAAAAGACCUGAGAUGCGAUGAAGGCACAAUUCAUGAACUUGCCUCCCUGAAUCAAGAACCUGUCUCCGUAGAAAAAGCGUAUUAUGUUGCUCAAGCAAUUAAUGCCUAUGGCUACAUCGAGUGCUCUGCUAAAUAUAAAGACGGAGUAACCCAAGUAUUCGAGGUAGCUGUUAGAGCAGCUUUGGAAAAGCGAAAGAAAAGAGUUUGCGUUUUGCAAUGA
Uloborus diversus is the source of this 573-nucleotide messenger RNA. RefSeq names its product ras-like GTP-binding protein Rho1. The record is from RefSeq and is a predicted model, not a curated record. Gene Ontology annotation, biological process: small GTPase-mediated signal transduction. Gene Ontology annotation, molecular function: GTP binding; GTPase activity. The transcript has a single exon. The coding region runs from base 1 to 573 and encodes 190 amino acids. NCBI's taxonomy places the organism in Eukaryota, Metazoa, Arthropoda, Arachnida, Araneae, Uloboridae.